Messenger RNA from Owenia fusiformis, 2398 nucleotides. The record is from the annotation of a GenBank genome assembly. NCBI's taxonomy places the organism in Eukaryota, Metazoa, Annelida, Polychaeta, Sabellida, Oweniidae.
AUGCCACUCUAUAAAGGUUAUUGUGACAUGUCACAUAAAAGUCAAAUGGAUAGCUGUAUACUAGCGAUGUCGUCAUCGGGGAAGACAAAGGGCCCCCAAUGUCGUGUCUGUGGAGAUGAGGCCUCAGGGUUCCAUUAUGGAGUUGACUCGUGUGAAGGUUGUAAGGGUUUCUUCCGUCGCUGUAUUACCCAGGGGAUGACCCACAGGUGCUCUAAUGACGAGAAAUGUGAGAUUACUCCGUUCAGUCGUAAUAGUUGCCAGUACUGCCGACUAAAAAAAUGUUUUUCUGUUGGAAUGUCUCGUGAAGCUUCAAGACUCGGAAGGCGUCCAAAAAGAUUAAAAGAAGUUGGGAAUGAUCAUCAAGCACCCCGGCAACACCCUAUAAGUCCAACUAUUGCCCCCUACCCGCCCAUCACAGCCUUACGACUGGGCCGUCUCACUAUGGCAGAGGUCCAAAGGAUGUUAGCAGCUAACGGGAAUAAUGGAAAGAGACCAGAACUGCUACCAGAGUUUUUCUUCUCAGAUAAGGAAUUUGCCCAAAUGAGUAUGUUUGACAUACCGGAGCAUCAGGGUAACCAAAGUGACCCAAAUCUUGUAGUUAAUAAUUACAGUCCGGUUGAUACACCUUCUAGUACGACCAGUCGCUCCCCCGUAGGGGCCUCCACUACGAUGAGCCAUCUCCCCCCUAAUGAUAUAGUAAUCAAAUCUGAGGCAUCCCCGCACUCAGCAUGUAUGAACAUGAAUAGUAUGGGAAAUAUGAGCAGCCUCUCCCCAGGGAGUAGUUAUCAUACCACCCCCCAAGCACAUACCCCUAGCCCUAGUAGUAUGCUAUAUGGUGGGGCCACAAAUGGUAUGGCGCCAUCCACCAUAAGCCACACACAGACUCUAUCAGCUACCCAGAGCUCAAUGGGUAAUCCCUCUAUGGGAGCCUCAAGUAUCCCAUCAGGGGCUCCCUAUGGUACAACCCAGCCAGUUCACCGGCCUAUAAAACAAGAACAAUUGAGUGAUGAAGGAAUAUGUGCCUCUAAAUUCCCAUGUAUGGUAUCUGAGCUUCCUCCACAAUUUGGUCUGGGCUCAAUCACUAAACAACUAGAUGAAUUGAAACUUAGAGACAUUAGUAAAGAGCGGCAAAUGCUGAUUGACAGUGUUUUGCAAACAGUGCUUUCGGCACAUAUGGAUACAUGUGCUUUCACUAAACCUAAACUUGAGGUGGCCUUCGAAAAAUAUGAAGCAAAUAAGUUUCAUAUGCCUGAUGCCACUCACUUGCCACCCAACCAUGUUUGGGAUGAGAAGUUCAUGACCAACAUGGUCCCUGUAAUAACUAGAGUUGUAAAGUUCUGCAAAAGAUUACCAGGGUUCCAAGAGUUGAUCCAAGAAGACCAGAUUCGGCUUAUCAAACAGGGGUCUUUUGAGGUUUGCCUGGCUCGUUUUGUCCCUCUAGUGGACAAGGAUACAGACUCCAUGUUUGACCCAAAUGUUGAAAUAAAAAUACCAAGGAAAAUGGUUGAGAUGUUACCUAUGGGUAAAUUCUUGAAUGAAUUCUUCAAUUAUGCUGCGAUAGUGAACCCGCUGUUGAUGUCUGAUUCUGAGACUGCACUACUAACCACUGCUCUUAUACUGUGCCCAGAUCGUCAUGGACUGAAGAACAAGAAGGCUGUAUACAAGCUGCAAGGUCUCUACCUACAGGCAAUGACUCAACACAUAGCAAGGCUACACCCAGAGGAUAGUGACCGUAUGAACAAGAUCUUGGAUACCAUCCCCCCUCUACGAAGCAUCAAUGACAGACACGCUAAGUCGCUAAAUGAAAUGAAAAUGAAUGCCCCUGAAAGUUUGAGUCAAAUGCCCGAACUACAUGCACAAGUGUUUGAUGGUAAAAUCUAAACCAUUGCAGAUUCUUCGAGGAAAGUAAGCUGUUUAGAUGCUAUUUUCACACUAAGUGUGAAAUUAAUUAAGUGAAAUAGUAAUUUUCAUCAGCACCUAUCGGAAGAAUGCACACUUUGCGGGAUAAUUCAGUCCGACUUACAUCAAGAGAUGUUUUAGUGCGCCAUAUGUACAGGAAGUGAAUUUUCAGCAAACUUCGGUACAAACUCCGUGCAGUAUUUCGUAACUUGUUUUAGUUGAAAAUGAUCUUGGAUUGCUGUGGACUUAAAGAGUAAUGUACACUUGUAGUGUUCUACACUUAGUACAGUUCACAAGAAUAGCUGUACAUGUACACUUUGGAGUUCUGUACACUGACUACAGUUCUCUGCACUUGAGUACACUUGGAAUAUUGUACAUUUACAGUUUACUUAGAGUACCGUACACUUUAAGUGUUUGGGGGACGAUACCUCGAGUGUUGAACACUUGGACUAUAGUACUCUUAGAGUGCUGUACAGGGAGAAUAGAGUACACUUACUGG